AUGUUUUCAGCCUGUACUGGACCAAAUAGAGACCAGUGCGCAACGGGCCAAAAAUGCGUUACAGUAGAAGGAAGCAAAGAGUGUAUUGGAGAAAAUCCGGCACCUGAGCCUGGACCAGAGCCCAAACCCGAACCAAAACCAGAGCCACAGCCCGAGCCAAAACCAGAACCAAAACCCGAACCAAAACCAGAACCGCAGCCGGAGCCCGAAUGCAAAGAUGUAGCGCCGAACUGUCGCCAUUUAAUCUAUCUAUGUAACGACACACUUUACGCUCCACUAAUGACUUUGUUGUGCGCGCAAACAUGCGGCAAAUGCGGCGAAGGUUAA
Gongylonema pulchrum is the source of this 327-nucleotide messenger RNA. The record is from the annotation of a GenBank genome assembly. NCBI's taxonomy places the organism in Eukaryota, Metazoa, Nematoda, Chromadorea, Rhabditida, Gongylonematidae.